AUGCGUUUGGCAUCGAUGCCCAACUACGACUUUAACCCCAAUCUCCAUCUUAAGACUAUCGACCCUCCGGUGCAGAUUGGUGCCAAGUGGGCACAGUCAUACCCAUCCAGCUCUUCUCCCCUGGCAGGAGCCGAUGUGCUGCCUCACUUUCCUUUGCUAAAUUUAGCUCAGGGCGUCCCCGGUCACCCACCUACGGCGGCACUGCUCGAUCGCAUUCAGUAUGAAGCGCAGCCCGAAAAUGUCUCCUCACCAGCAGGUCACACACAUGGAUAUGGCCCCGUCUUCGGAGACCCCAAGCUUCGACAGGCAGUUGCAAGAGACAUCAACAGAGUCUACAGAACUCCAGGCAAAGGGGAGAAGAAUCAGGUCACAGAGGACAACGUCGGCAUCACUGCCGGCUGCAACCUUGCUUUCACUACUGUAGCUACCUCGAUUGCCGCACCGGGAGAUGCCCUUAUCGUUUGCGACCCGUGGUACUUUAACCAUCAGAUGACCUUGACUGCAUUUGGGAUUCAGAUCGCUACGGUGCCCACCAAGCCGCCGCACUACCUUCCCGACGUGCAGAUGAUCCGCGCUUUACUGCAUAGCGACCACCGAAGCCAUGUCAUCAAGGGCGUCGUGCUCGUAACGCCAAACAAUCCGACGGGAGCAAUCUAUCCACCGAGCCUCAUUCGCGAUAUUGCUGUUCUUUGCAAAAACCACGGAGUCGCUCUUAUCCUCGACGAAACGUAUCGAGACUUUCUUCUGGCUGGGAGUGACCUCGACGAAGCAUCUCAAUCCUCUUCGUCAGAGUCCUCCUCCUCCCCGAAGGUGUCACUCCCUUACAACUUUGCUCGUCCGCACAACCUGUUCGAGGACAAACUCGACGGCGUGGCAGAAACGAGCUGGGAUUCAGAAUGGGACUGGCGCGACACCGUCAUUCAGCUGUUUAGCUUUUCCAAGAGCUAUGCCAUCCCGGGUCAUCGCUUGGGAGGAUUCGUAGCACACCCUGCCUUCCUGCAGCACAAGGUAAAAGACGAUUCGGGCUCCGAGAAGCUCGCCUUUGGCCCUGCAGCCAAGGCGCUCGACAACUUCCAGGUGGCUCCCCCACGCACAGACACGCAACGGGCCGUCGCAUGGGCGAUCGAGGAUCCACAGCAACUCGAGUGGCGCAGUCAAGUGGCCAGCGAGCUCCGUGUGCGCAGGCGUGAAUUCGUUCAGGGACUAUCCAAGCCGGUCCCGCCCUUCCUCAACCACGAUGCAAGCGCGCUUGCCUCCUCCGCCUCUGUGGACCCGAGCCUGGCCAAAUCACCCAAGGAAUGGGGCUGGCACGUGGAAUCUGCGGGCGCCUACUAUGCAUUCUUGCGCCAUCCGUUUACUUCGACGCCCUCAGACAAGGUGGCUCAAGCGCUCGCCGAGCUCGUGGGUGUGGUCGUGCUGCCAGGUGCGUUCUUCAUGCCCAGCGGCGCAGACGCCUCUUCGGCCGAUUCGUCGGGCUCGAGAUUGCGCGUCUCGAUCGCCAAUGUUUCGACGGACAGGCUGGCUAAGCUGCCAGAGAGGCUUGCGAUCUUGAGCGAGCUCUGGGACAAGAAGGGUGCCGGUUGGGGAGUUCUUUAA
Sporisorium graminicola is the source of this 1596-nucleotide messenger RNA. RefSeq lists its product as uncharacterized. The record is from RefSeq and is a predicted model, not a curated record. Bases 1 to 1596 code for a protein of 531 amino acids. The transcript has a single exon. Lineage: Eukaryota; Fungi; Basidiomycota; Ustilaginomycetes; Ustilaginales; Ustilaginaceae. Gene Ontology annotation, biological process: amino acid metabolic process; biosynthetic process. Gene Ontology annotation, molecular function: pyridoxal phosphate binding; transaminase activity.